UGAGUAGCCGUAAGGUUACGAUGUUCACUCGGAGGUCUGUCGCGUUUUUCGCAGCCUGUGCGGCACUAGUUUGCCUGGGCGUCAGAGCAGCUGAGGAGGGUCAGGUCGAUACCACCAUUGGUAUCGAUCUUGGAACCACCUACUCUUGCGUAGGUGUGUACAAGAAUGGCAAGGUUGAGAUCAUUGCCAACGAUCAGGGUAACCGUAUCACCCCUUCGUGGGUUGCCUUCACCGACGACGAGAGGUUGAUCGGAGAUGCCGCCAAGAACCAGGGAGCCUUGAACCCUGAGAACACUGUCUUCGACGUCAAGCGCCUCAUCGGCAGGAAGUAUACCGAUACCACUGUUCAGCAUGACAAGAAGCUUCUUCCCUACGAUAUCGUUGACCAGGGGGGCAAGCCAUACGUCCAGGUCAAGUUCAGGGGAGAGAAGAAGACUUACUCUCCUGAGGAGAUUUCCGCCAUGGUUCUCACAAAGAUGAAGGAGACUGCUGAGGCAUUCCUCGGCAAGGAGAUCAAGAACGCUGUCGUUACCGUUCCUGCAUACUUCAACGAUGCCCAGAGGCAGGCCACUAAGGAUGCCGGUACCAUCUCUGGUUUGAACGUUCUCCGUAUCAUCAACGAGCCCACCGCUGCUGCCAUUGCCUACGGUCUUGACAACAAGGGUGGAGAGAAGAACAUCCUCGUGUUCGAUCUUGGUGGUGGUACCUUCGAUGUUUCCCUCCUUACCAUCGACAACGGAGUCUUUGAGGUUAUUGCUACCAACGGUGAUACUCACUUGGGAGGAGAGGACUUCGAUCGUCGUGUAAUGGACUAUGUUCUCAAGCUCUUCAAGAAGAAGUCCGGCAAGGAUGCCUCCAAGGACAAGAAGGCUGUGCAGAAGCUUCGCCGCGAAGUCGAGCGUGCCAAGCGUGCUCUCUCCAACACUCAUCAGCAGCGUAUUGAGAUCGAAGGGUUCUACGAGGGAUCCGACCUUAGUGAGACCGUCACCCGCGCUAAGUUCGAGGAGCUCUGCAUGGAUCUCUUCAAGAAGACCCUUGGACCCGUCGAGAAGGUUCUCGAUGACGCUUCCUUGAAGAAGAACCAGGUCGACGAGCUCGUUCUUGUCGGAGGAUCCACCCGUAUCCCCAAGGUUCAGCAGCUCCUCCAGGACUACUUCAACGGCAAGGAGCCCAACAAGGGAAUCAACCCGGAUGAGGCUGUCGCUUACGGUGCCGCCGUUCAGGGAGGUAUCCUCUCCGGCGAGGGUGGCAAGGAGACUGCCGACCUUCUCCUUCUGGACGUUACCCCCCUCACCCUCGGUAUCGAGACUGUCGGAGGCGUCUUGACCAAGUUGAUUGGCCGCAACACUGUUAUCCCCACCAAGAAGUCCCAGACCUUCUCCACUGCCCAGGACAACCAGCCCACUGUGUUGAUCCAGGUGUUUGAGGGUGAGCGUUCCAUGACUAAGGAUUGCCAUCUUCUCGGAAAGUUCGAGCUCUCCAACCUUCCCCCUGCUCCCCGCGGUGUCCCCCAGAUCGAGGUGACCUUCGAGAUCGACGCCAACGGCAUCCUCCAGGUGUCUGCCGAGGACAAGGGAACUGGCAAGAGUGAGAAGAUCACCAUCACCAACGACAAGGGCCGUCUGAGCCAGGAGGAGAUCGACCGUAUGGUCCAGGAGGCCAAGGAGUACGAGGAGGAGGACAAGAAGGUGAAGGAGCGCAUCGAUGCCAAGAACUCUAUCGAGUCCUACAUCUACAACAUCAAGAACACCAUCAACGAUGAGGACAAGAUCAAGGGCAAGUUGAGCGAUGAGGAUAAGGAGACCCUCGAGGAGAUUGUCAAGACCACCACCGAGUGGAUCGACGAGAACUCCUCGGCCGAGAAGGAAGACUUCGAUGAGAAGCAGAAGGAGGUCGAGAAGGUGGUGAAUCCGAUCAUGUCCAAGCUCUAUGCCGCUGGCGGAGCUGGUGGAGCUGGGGGAGGAGCGGCCGAGGAGGAGGAGGAGAUGCCAGAUCAUGAUGAGUUGUAAUCUUAUAAUAUUUGGGUUGAAUAAUGAACGGGUUGUUGUUACUCUGAAA
Molecule: messenger RNA, 2058 nt
Organism: Guillardia theta CCMP2712
Lineage: Eukaryota; Cryptophyceae; Pyrenomonadales; Geminigeraceae
Gene: HSP70er
Product: heat shock protein 70, ER luminal
Exons: 1
Coding region: 21-2009 (662 amino acids)
Biological process (GO): endoplasmic reticulum unfolded protein response; protein refolding; cellular response to unfolded protein
Cellular component (GO): nucleus; cytoplasm; membrane
Molecular function (GO): heat shock protein binding; ATP-dependent protein folding chaperone; ATP binding
Source: RefSeq, a predicted model, not a curated record